CUCAUCUAUCAUAUCUUUUUCUGCACAUCUCUUUCAGGAUACAUAAUGACUAACAACUCAAAUAUGGACUGCAUCAAUAUUACUCAGAUAGUUGGGAAGAGUAAUAGGACCAAUGUCAGCAGUGUGUUUACACGGCAGGUUUUGCCUGUAUUCUACGCUGUCAUCUGCGUUUGUGCGGUCAUCGUCAAUGGACUUGCUGCCUGGAUCUUUUUUAGGGUUCCCAGCUCCUCAGUCUUGGUGGUUUACCUAAAAAACAUGGUGAUGGCAGAUGUUCUGAUGCUGUUCACCUACCCCUGGCGUGUGGCGAAUGACCUGGGUUAUGGUGGCUUGCAGUUGAAACUGAUAGUUUGUCGAUACACCGCUGUACUAUUCUACCUCAGCAUGUACACAGGAAUCAUAUUUAUGAGCCUCAUCAGUUUGGAACGUUACUUAAAAAUUGUCCGCAGCAGGUCUGGACUGUCUUCCCUUUUGCAGCGUGUUCAAGCUGGAAAAGCUCUUGCGGUGCUGUCUUGGGCUGUGAUGGUGUUUUGUAUGCUGCCAAACUCAAUUUUAACAAACCAGCCCAUUCAGAAGAAUUUUUCCUGCAUGGCCCAAAAAAGUCCACUAGGGCAGCGCUGGCAUGAUAUUUCAGUCCACUUCACCAUUGGAGUAUUUUGGGUGGCUCUCCUAUUAAUGGUGUUUUGUUAUACCUCCAUCGCUUGUCACGUGUACCGCUCUUACAAAAGGGUGCAAAAAGACAGCAGUGAAGCAGGACGACGGUCAAAUCGAAGCAUCUUCAGCUUGCUGGCUGUGUUUGUCUUUUGCUUUGUACCUUACCAUGUUUGCCGUGUGCCCUACACACUUAGCCAAAGGCCUCAGGCUGGGUAUAGUUGGCAGAACCGCUUCAUUCUCUACCAAAUGAAAGAAGCCACACUUUUCCUGUCUGCUCUUAAUGUUUGCCUGGACCCCAUCAUUUACUUUUUCAUGUGUAAGACAUUCAGACAAUCACUGCAACAGAAGAUGUCUUCUGUAAAUACUGAAUACAGGAGGCCUUCUAUAGGAACUGGGCUGAGUAUCAGCAAUCUCUGAGAGAAGGACAUUGAGAGAGAGAGAGAGAGAGAGGAAGGAAAAUAUAAGAUUCAAAACCACAUAUAUGAUUUCCUUACAUGCAAAACUGCUCCAUGACAGCCAAAAUAGUGCUGGUGUACAAAUUUGUUUCCAGGCAGUUAACCACAAAACAUUGGCUGGCAAAAAAAAUCAACCUUUAAAGGUAUAGUUUACACCAAAA
Xyrauchen texanus (razorback sucker) is the source of this 1267-nucleotide messenger RNA. Its product is annotated as P2Y purinoceptor 14-like. Gene Ontology annotation, biological process: G protein-coupled receptor signaling pathway. Gene Ontology annotation, cellular component: membrane. Lineage: Eukaryota; Metazoa; Chordata; Actinopteri; Cypriniformes; Catostomidae. The record is from RefSeq and is a predicted model, not a curated record. Gene Ontology annotation, molecular function: G protein-coupled purinergic nucleotide receptor activity. The coding region runs from base 46 to 1068 and encodes 340 amino acids. The transcript is spliced from 2 exons.